Messenger RNA from Effrenium voratum, 2277 nucleotides. The record is from the annotation of a GenBank genome assembly. Lineage: Eukaryota; Dinophyceae; Suessiales; Symbiodiniaceae.
AUGGAGCAGGCUCUGCCUGCCUUGCAGGCGUUGUACGCUUCCUCAGACCCCGGCACCAAGAAGGAAGCAGAUGACGAUUGGCUGACCAAGUUCCAGCAGACACCUGCGGCGUGGCAGGUCUCAGACCAACUCCUCAGCCAAGCGGACGCUCCCAUGCAGUUCCGUUUUUUUGCGGCGCAGACGAUGCGCACCAAAGUCCAGUUCGACUUCUAUGAAUUGCCCGCUGACGAUAGCUACACGAGUCUUCGGGACUCCAUGCUGACUCACAUCAACAGGUUUCGAGCUGCGGAGCACGCGCCCAUCCACACCAUGCUUGCGAUUGCACUGGCAGACCUGGCGAUUCAGAUGGAUCACGCCUGGCCGAACGCGGUGGAGACCCUCUUCCAGCACUUCGGGCAAAGCCCGGACAGCUAUCCCACGCUGCUGGAGGUCCUGCGAAUGCUGCCGGAGGAGAACAACAACCUGAAACUCAUGACGGACAGCUUCAAGCGCGAGAGCUGCAGCCAAAGGCUUCAAGCUGCGACGCCCGAGGUUGUCCGCUUCCUCCUGAAUUUGCAGUGCCCCACGGUGCAGGCGAGGAGGAAAGUCCUGGAGUGCUUUCUGAGCUGGAUCAAGUUCACCAAUCUGCAGGCCUCCGACAUUGCGCAGAACCCCCUCCUCCCCGAGUGUUUCAAGCAUGUGGUGGAGGCCGGCGAUCUCAGCGAGACCGCCACGGACAUCAUCGUGGAGGUCCUGCGCAUGUGCAGCAUGGACAUCACGCAGUACCAGCCGGUGAUCCAGGUGAUCCUGGGCCAGCUGAAUGGCCUGAGGUCCAAGUUCGAGGCGCAGCUGAGCCGUGGGGUGGAGGCGGCAUUGGACGGCGACCAGGAUGGGCUGCUGCAGAUCUGCCGAAUCUACGUGGAAGUGGGCGAAUGCCUGGUGCCCCUGGUAAUGACCCAGUGCACCGACCCGCAGAUCGUCAACAUCCUGGAGGCGGAGAUGGGAGGAGUUCAUAGGGGCGCUGGGCAUCGGUUCUCCGGCUCCCUGUCAGAGAUCAGCUCGAUCCCUCUGGAGUUCUGGCAUCGCCUCGCCAACGAGAUCUGUCGGCACCUGGGCCACAUGUGCCGUCUGGGGGUGGUGGACGGUUGCUUGUUCUUGUCGCAUUCCUUGCGCGCGGCACGAGGAAUGGGCAAGGUAGGGACGAUUCACCUGCCGAUCCGAAUGCACCUCUUCAUCGUGGACGGCGUUGGCGCCGUGGUGGCGAGCCUGAACCAGGACGACAACUUCCGGAACGGCCUGGAGCAGCUUGUGACGCCUUUGGUGGCUGGCUUGAACUCGGAGCGGGAGCGGCCGAACGUGCUGAGCGAGAUCCUGGACAGACUCACCACCAUCAUCAGGCAAGUGCAUAUCCGGGAAGGCACCGCGAAGGCGGUGAGCGUAGGGGCGCUGAUCAGCAACACCUUCUGGCCCGUGAUCCGGCAAUGCCUGGCACAGCACCCGGGCGAUUCCAAGCUGGUCGAGAAGAGCUGCCGUUUGCUGAAGCACUCCAUGCGCUGCGUGCCGGACCUCUUCAAGCCGAACGUGUCGGAUGUGGCCCGCACCUUGGUCACCGCCUUCCAGCAGCAACAGCACUCGUCCUACCUCUACAUUGCGGAGAUUUUGGCGCACACCUACGCCAAGGACCCAGAGAUUGUGCCGGUGCUCACGGAGCUCUUCAACCAGCUCAGUGGCAUCGGGUACCAGUGUCUGAUCAGCGCGAAGGACAGGCUGGAGGAGAUCACGGAGUUGGUGGAGGACUUCUUCGGAAUGUUCGAGAGGUAUUUGAGGUUCGCGCCCAGGAUCGUCCUGGAGGCGCCGACCCUGGCUCCCACCAUGCAGCUCUGGAGCACGACCAUUUUUGUGCAGCAGAAGGAGGCGGUGGAGGCGGUAAUCGCCUUCAUCGAGUCCGUGCUCUCCCACAUUGCGGAGGGCAGCAAGUUGGGCAGGAGACACGCUGACGAGAACAAGGCCAACAUCGGGCAGUUGUUGCGGCCACAUGCCCUACAGGUAACCCCAGGCUUUGUUGAGGCGCUCUUCACUCUAAUCGCUGGGGUGCCCACGAAGUACGUGCAGGAGACCAUCCACUCUAUUUUAGAUCACGUGCGAUCCGCCUUUCCACAGGAGUUCGCAACCUGGCUUCAAGCUGGCCUGGCGCUUUUGCCGCCCUCCGUUGGCUCCAAGGUGGAGCUGACAAAGUUCGGGGAGCAGAUCCUGCGAGGGGACGAACAGCAGCUUUAUGAGGCGAUCCAGGACUGCUGA